Molecule: messenger RNA, 2399 nt
Organism: Ceutorhynchus assimilis (cabbage seed weevil)
Lineage: Eukaryota; Metazoa; Arthropoda; Insecta; Coleoptera; Curculionidae
Source: the annotation of a GenBank genome assembly
AUGGUGAAGGUUAAUCCUUAUCUUGAAGAGAAACGUUCAGGGACAUUUACUGAGAAAAUUGCAGGGUCAUCAAGUAAUAACAAAGCAGAAAACGAAGAGAUCUCUCCAUGUGAGCCUUCGGUUUUGCAGCUUCCUUCUCUGGCAGUUAAUUAUGAUAAUGAAUGUAGUUCAGGCAACAGACAAGUUUCAGAAGAUAAUGUAAUAGCUGGUCCCUCGACUAAACACAGAGAUAUCGACCAGAAAAUGUCAUUUGAACUAGAUUCCGAUCAUGAACGCACUGCUGAUGAAUUAGAGGGUUUUUUUGAAGAUUCCGAUUGCUCAGUAAAGGAUAGAGACUACGUUCCUGAUUCUCCUGAUGUUUCUGAUUCAGAAACUUCAGAUGAAGAAUUGCAUGGUGAACCGGUGAAUGACGACGAGGCCCCAACGAAUAAUAAUACUUUGAAAACCCCUAUAAAAAAAAGGACCCGUUGGAAGAAAUGUGACCCUAGUCAGUGGAAAAAAAAUGUGUCUAAGCGUCAGAAAAUCGAAGCUAAGACACCCAAACCUAUUGAUUGCUCAAAAUGCCGUUUUAAGUGUAUGGAUAAAGUUUCGGAAGACCAACGAUUAAUAAUUUGCAAAAACUUUUGGAGCUGCGAUUUUAACAGAAGAAAGGAUUUUAUUUUAAAUAAUGUUGAAAGUAAGGUUCCUGAAAGACGCAGAGCAAAGUGUGACAGCAAGAAAAAGGCACGGGAGGACUCUAAAAGCUUUUUUUUUGAUUCAGCUGAAUCAAGAGUAAGAGUAUGUAAAAGUUUUUUUAUAAAAACACUUUGCAUAAGUAAAGAGGUCAUAGAGCAUGCCUUUAAGAAUAGAGGAGAAGGAAGGCUGUUUCGCGGAUAUGAUAAAAGGGGCAAAAAGGAACCUCAUAAUAAAACCAAAUCAGAAGAUAUUCAAAAAGUCAAAACACACAUUGAGAGUUUCCCUGUCAUGCAAUCGCACUACACCCGAAAAUCUACCAAACGGCUGUAUUUAGAUUCCAAGUUAAGCAUAGCAAAAAUGCAUUCUCUUUACAAAGAAGAAUGUGAAAAGGAUAGCUCAAUACCAGUCUCACUCAUAACUUACAGAAGAAUAUUAUGUAAUAACUAUAACUAUUCAUUCUAUGUUCCAAAAAAAGAUCAAUGUCAAAUUUGCAUGCAGUAUAAAACUUGUAAAGAAUUGGAGAAAAAGAAGCAAUUAGAGAACAAUUAUCAAAGUCAUGUCUUGAGAAAAGAAGAUUGUAAUGCAGCUAAAAUUAGGGAUAAAGAAAGAGCUUCAAAAGAAAACAAUUUUAUGUGUUGCACAUUCGAUCUACAAGGAGUUCUGCAACUUCCAAGUAGUGACGUAAGUCCUAUGUACUACACUAGAAAACUGUGUACCUAUAAUCUAACAAUUUAUGAAAUGGCACGGCCGAAUAAUGCUUAUUGCUACGUUUGGACUGAGACUAAUGGAAAAAGAGGUAGUUUAGAAAUCGGAACUUGUUUAUAUCAAUACAUCGAGCAGCUCUCUGAAACGGUAACUGAAAUAUCGCUAUUUUCAGAUACUUGUAGCGGUCAAAACCGAAACCAAAACAUUAGUGCCUUAUUGCUCUAUCUGGUCCAAACAAAUCCUAAUGUGCAAAUCAUAGAGCAAAAGUUUUUGGAAAGUGGCCACAGCUACAUGGAAGUCGAUAGCAUGCAUAGCUCAAUUGAAAAAGCAAAAAAGCAUGUCCCAGUUUACACCAUCCACGACUGGAUGAAUAUAUUUCGCAUGGCGAGAAGUUCGAGGUCAAAUAAAAAACCCUACCAUGUUAAAGAAUUAAAAUUUAAUGACUUCUUGGACCUGGACAAAUUCGCAAAACUAAUAAUGAAAAACAAACUUAAAAACACUCUUGGCGAAAAAGUCAACUGGUUAAAAGUCAAGUGCUUUAAGUAUCUCAAAUCCAGGCCAUGGAUUCUUCAGUACAGAUACGACCAUACAUCAGAGUACAUGGAAGUGAAUGUUCUUGGUAAAGGCCGUCCUUCAAACUUUGACAAUUUUGUCCUAGCAAAAGCAUACAGUAAACCUAGAACUAUAACAAGCUUGAAAAAAGCAGACUUGAUAAAGCUCUGUAAAACAGAGGUUAUUCCUGUGGAGUUUCAUAACUAUUAUAAAUCCUUACCAACAUCGAAAGAUGCACAGGAUGUGGUUCCAGAGCCUGCAGCAGAGGAUAGUGACCAAGAGGAGGAAUGGACAGAUGAGGUCCAAGAUGCCUGACUUCAACAAAACUAUGACAACCAAAACAAGACAAAUGCUGUUUUUUGUUUAUAACAAAUAAGUGGUGUGACAUUUUUUAUUACUUCUGUCUUCUUAAGAAUUACAAAGUUUGUUUUCAAUGUAAUAUGCAAAAAAAUAAAUGAUUAUUGGUA